Messenger RNA from Dipodomys ordii (Ord's kangaroo rat), 1379 nucleotides. It is a transcript of the gene Pmm2, whose product is annotated as phosphomannomutase 2. NCBI's taxonomy places the organism in Eukaryota, Metazoa, Chordata, Mammalia, Rodentia, Heteromyidae. Gene Ontology annotation, cellular component: cytosol. Gene Ontology annotation, molecular function: phosphomannomutase activity. The transcript has 8 exons. The record is from RefSeq and is a predicted model, not a curated record. Gene Ontology annotation, biological process: protein N-linked glycosylation; mannose metabolic process; GDP-mannose biosynthetic process. The coding region runs from base 48 to 791 and encodes 247 amino acids.
UCCAGCCGCCAGCGCGUCCUGUCUUGUAGCGCCCGGAGGUCGUGGAGAUGGCGGCGUCGGGCCCCGCGCUCUGCCUCUUCGACGUGGAUGGGACCCUGACGGCCCCGCGACAGAAAAUUACGAAGGAAAUGGAUGACUUUCUACAAAAAUUGAGGCAGAAGACGAAAAUCGGAGUGGUAGGCGGGUCGGACUUUGAGAAAGUGCAAGAGCAGCUGGGAAACGAUGUGGUUGAGAAAUAUGAUUAUGUGUUCUCAGAAAAUGGCUUGGUGGCCUACAAAGAUGGGAAAUUCUUGUGUAAACAGAAUAUCCAAGGUCAUCUGGGUGAGGCCCUAAUCCAAGACGUAAUCAACUACUGUCUGAGCUACAUAGCAAAAAUUAAACUCCCGAAGAAAAGGGGAACUUUCAUUGAAUUCCGAAAUGGGAUGUUGAAUGUAUCCCCUAUUGGAAGGAGUUGUAGCCAGGAAGAACGAAUUGAGUUCUACGAGCUGGAUAAAAAAGAAAAUAUACGACAAAAAUUUGUAGCAGACCUGCGGAAGGAGUUUGCGGGGAAAGGCCUCACGUUUUCCAUAGGAGGCCAGAUCAGCUUUGAUGUCUUUCCUGAGGGGUGGGACAAGAGGUACUGCCUGAGACACUUGGAAAAUGACGGUUUUAAGACCAUAUAUUUCUUUGGAGACAAAACCAUGCCAGGUGGCAAUGACCACGAGAUCUUCACAGACCCGAGAACUGUGGGCCACACGGUCACAGCCCCCGAGGACACACGCAGGAUCUGUGAGGAGCUGUUCCCAUGCUAGCAGAGACCAACCUGAGGUCACUCCAGGCCAAAUCCCGGAGCCCCCAGCCCCUAGGCCUGCCGCUAGUUCACCAGCCACCUCCACCCCCAACAGUCUCCACCUCCAAUGCCAGCAGCAGCCAGGAGAGACAUGGAGAACAGCAGUAGACGGGGCAUGGCUUUGGUGGAGUACUGGCACAUGCAAAAAAAAUGCUUAAAAGAAAAACUCCAAGAAGACGGUCCCCCUAUCCCCCAGUCUGGCAACGGUUUUUGUUUCUUGUUUUACUUCAUGGUAAGAGUAUCUGGGUCCUCCCUCUUUGCAUUGACACCAAAAGUGGAGACUUGGAGGUGGGAAGGGAAGGACACCAACUGCAGUGACCCACCCAGGACAACGAACACUUCCCACAGCCUGACAGAGGCCUGGCAGUGUUAGCCAGAUGGCUGGACGCACCCAUUUCCAGCCCCUUCCUGUUUAUGAGCCACAGACCUCAGAGGGGCCUGCCACACAGCUGGCUGGCUGAAGACACUGAUCCCACACAGGGUGCAUCUAGGCAGACCCAACUCAGGCCCAGGCUGCUGUCCAUGGAGCGGGGAGGACAGAGGACCAGGG